Messenger RNA from Aspergillus sclerotioniger CBS 115572, 620 nucleotides. RefSeq names its product alpha/beta fold hydrolase. The transcript has a single exon. The record is from RefSeq and is a predicted model, not a curated record. Bases 166 to 504 code for a protein of 112 amino acids. NCBI's taxonomy places the organism in Eukaryota, Fungi, Ascomycota, Eurotiomycetes, Eurotiales, Aspergillaceae.
CGUCAAGCCCAAGGGAAAAAGGGAGGAGUGGCCCACUUUUUCUAUUAUACUGCCUUUAUCCUUAGAAAGGGCCAAUCGGUUCUCGGGACCUUUGGAGAGUCUCCCAAUAAUGAUGUGCAGGUAUGAUUCCUGAGGUACCCAUUUGUGCUCACAUGCUAACCGAUGAUGCAGCCUGACGGACGAUUCAGCAUUAAGAAUGGCGCAAAGACGCUCUACAAUGAUCUAACUGCAGAGGAGGCUGCGUUGUGGGAGUCUCGGUUGAUACCCCAGUCUUACCUGGUGCAAACGACGUGUGUUACUCGUGCCGCUUACGAGUAUAUCCCAUCGACUUAUCUGGUGUGUGAGAACGAUCAGGCCGCUCCACCACAGUAUCAGGAGAUGUUUGCCGCGUUGGCUAAGGCUGAGGUUGAUCGGUGCAGCGCUGGACAUUCACCUAUGCUUAGCCAGCCGGCUAUGUUGGUGGAGAAGAUUGCCGCCGUGGCUGACCGGGCCAGUGAACUUUGAUGUAGAUUUUGCAGGCGCACCCCGCUUAGGGAAAGCCUCAUCGGAAUAACCUGUCCUUGCGAUACAGGGAAGGAUCCGCGGCAGGUUCCUACAGCCAGUAGGAAGAUGACGGUGAA